Messenger RNA from Coregonus sp. 'balchen', 8906 nucleotides. The record is from the annotation of a GenBank genome assembly. NCBI's taxonomy places the organism in Eukaryota, Metazoa, Chordata, Actinopteri, Salmoniformes, Salmonidae.
AUGCGUUUGUCUAUCUACUCAUCAAACAGGCCAACAGGUAAGAUAUGACAACAUUGCGAUGUACGAUUGCAAACAUGUAACACAUCAUAACUGAUAGGUUACAUUUUGAGUGAGAGAUUGAGACUUUUGUAGCACCAGAUGGAUACAAUGUUGCAGCAUUAGCAUCACUAUAACUCAUUGGGAAUAAUGGAAAUGUUUUAAAUCACUGCUUUACGUUAUGAUGAUUAUUUCUCAUAACCUACGGUUAUUACACAUUUGUUGCAGAAUAACAAUUCCAAAUGUUUUAAUAAGUAAAUGAUCGGCCUAAAUGUUAUAUACAACACGCCUACAAUGUUUAAUGUCGGAGCUGAAGAAUGAUAGCGACAGCACUUGUCGUGCUUGCAGGUGCAUCGUUAGAGUCUGGCGCUGACGUGCUGGUGACAGGUAUGCUUUCCCUGCUCCUGUUCGCGCACCAGUGUGUGUCCGAGCCACAGGUGCCCGAGGACCAAAGGUAGGCCCCGACACGAACACACACAGUGUAGCGCGCAGUGAAAGUAUAGAGCAGAGAGAAUUUGGCGUCAAGGUUUUAAAAAUGACCAGCUCAAAAUCCAAACUGGUCUAAACUGGAUUUUCCAGCAGGGUGACGUUUCAAGUUCAGUUGAAUGGCUGGGUUAUGUUAUGUCGUUAUUUUGUUGUUUAUAUUAGUUAUUGGUGAGCCUGUCAGACAACAUGACUAGAUGGUAUGUACUGUAUGUGAGCUCACAUCACAACAGCCUCUGAGAUGUGAACCUUCAGGAGGUGUGACUGCAUGGUUGUUUGCCAGAAUAAUAGUGGGCACUGAGCAGUCAGUCAAUGCCAGCUAGCCUAGUACAUCACUGGUCCAGUGAUGAGAACUAGGAAUGUAGGCUAUACUGUUGGACUGUCUUUCAGGUCAUGUAGGAAUAACAGAGACAGGAAGUAUGAUGUUAAGGGAACUCUCAGGUAAGGGCACUGGAUUACAUCACAUCCUGUCCCUGGGUGGUAACAACAACAGAGGUGAGAGAGAGAGGGGUCAGAGUUCAGAAGGAGCCUGUUUAUGUAGCACCUCAGGUAGAGGUCAAAGGGAAACUUUCCAUGCACUUAAUACUAGCCAUAAAACCAACACAAAGUAUUUCUGUUAUCACCCAUCUCUGUCUCUCUCUCUCUCUCUCUCUCUCUCUCUCUCUCUCUCUCUCUCUCUCUCUCUCUCUCUCUCUCUCUCUCUCUCUCUCUCUCUCUCUCUCUCUCUCUCUCUGCUCUCUCUCUCUCUCUCUCUCUCUCUCUCUCUCUCUCUCUCUCUCUCUCUCUCUCUUCAAUUCAAAGGGCUUUAUUGGCAUGGGAAACAUGUGUUUACAUUGCCAAAGCAAAUGAAAUAGAUAAUAAACAAAAGUGAAAUAACCAAUAAAAAAUGAACAGUAAACAUUACACUCACACAGGUUUCAAAGGAAUAGAAACAUUUCAAAUGUCAUAUUAAGUAUAUAUACAGUGUUGUAAUGAUGUUCAAAUAAUCUCUCUCCCCCACCUCUCUCUUUCUAUCUGUGUGUGUGUGUGUUUGUCCUGCAGAGUACAGUCAGCAGGAGCCCCUCCCCCUUUCACACUGGCCAAUCCCUUCGGCUCUGGAGAGGAGGACCGCAGGUGAGUGGCAUCAUAAAACCCUUUAUUCCAGCUGGGGGACAACUCUAUUAAAUACAGGGUUAAAGCAGGGAAAGGGAGCUAGAGGGUUUUGCUCCAGCCCUAAUUUAACCAUUUUCUAUACCUUUAUUUAAGCAGGGAAAUCCCGUUGAGACCAAGUCCUCUUUUCCAAGGGAGCCCUGCAUGUACACAAUCAUACAAAUGUAAAAUAUUUACAAAUAUAACCCAGUUAUCAAAUUACAAAAUACAAUCAUAAAAAACAAACAACAUUCUCCAGUAAAAAGGUAAUCAAUCAGCCAUCUAAAUUGCCCUAGUGGUACCAAAACAUAACAUUUUUUAGAGUUCUGGAGAUUAUUCCACAAGGAAGGUGCAAAAAAAACUAAAAAGCAGUUUUAUCUAACUCAGUGGAGAUCAAAGGGAUAUCCAGAGUUAUCCAUCCCUGAGACCGGGUCUGGUAGCUCGUACGUCUGUAGGUUAACAAUGAUAUAAGGUAUGGCGGAAAUUUGUGCAAGAGGGCUUUAUAAAGAAAAAUUGUGCAAUGCAUAGAUCUACGAGACUUUAAAGAGGGUCAGCCUACAUUCUGAUACAGAAAGCAGUGAUGUGUACUGAACCUGUUGCCCGUAAUAAUGCGCAGUGCGCUGUGAUAAACUGCGUCCAAUGGCUUCAAUACAGUGGCUGCCGCAUUCAUAGAUGAUAUCACCAUAAUCUAUAACCCGUAUGAAUGUCGACUGAAUGAUUUUGUUUUCUAUCUGCUAUUAAACGAAAUACAUGAUCUAUUCCUAUAAAGGAAGCCCAUUUUAAUUCUUAACUAACUCAUCAAUAUGCUUUUUGAAAGAUAGAUUUUUGUCAAUCCAGAUACCCAGAUAUUUAUAAGUGGGGACACGAUCAGUGUGGGCACCAUCCAAUGGACAUACAGUGCAUUCGGAAAGUAUUCAGACCGCUUGACUUUUUCCACAUUUUGUUACGGGCCUUGUUAUGGCCUUAUUCUAAAAUGGAUUAAAACGUUUUUUUACCCUCAUCAAUCUACACACAAUACCCCAUAAUGACAAAGCAAAAACAGUUUUUUUGAUUUUUUUGCACAUAAAAAUAAAUACAAUGAAAUACCACAUUUACAUAAGUAUUCAGAUCCUUUACUCAGUACUUUGUUGAAGCACCUUUGGCAGUGAUUACAGCCUUGAGUCUUCUUGGGUAUGACGCUACAAGCUUGGCACACCUGUAUUUGGGGAGUUUCUCCCAUUCUUCUCUGCAGAUCAGGUUGGAUGGGGAGUGUCACUGCACAGCUAUUUUCAGGUCUCUCCAGAGAUGUUAGAUCGAGUUCAAGUCCAGGCUCUGGCUGGGCCACUCAAGGACAUUCAGAGACUUGUCCCGAAGCCACUCCUGCGUUGUCUUGGCUGUCUGCUUAGGGUCGUUGUCCUGUUGGAAGGUGAACCUUCACCCCAGUCUGAGGUCCUGAGUGAUCUGGAGCAGGUUUUCAUCAAGGAUCUCUCUGUACUUUGCUCCGUUCAUCUUUCCCUCGAUCCUGACUAGAUUCCCAGUCCCUGCAGCUGAAAAACAUCCCCACAGCUGAUGCUGCCACCACCAUGCUUCACCGAAGGGAUGGUGGCAUGUUUCCUCCAGACGUGACGCUUGGUAUUCAGGCCAAAGAGUUCAAUCUUGGUUUCAUCAGACCAGAGAAUCAUGUUUCUCAUGGUCUGAGAGUCAUUAGGUUCCUUUUGGGAAACUCUAAGUGGGCUGUCUUGUGCCUUUUACUAAAGAGUGGUUUCCAUCUGGCCACUACCAUAAAGGCCUGAUUGGUGGAGUGCUGCAGAGAUGGUUGUCCUUCUGAAAGGUUCUCCCAUCUCCACAGAGGAACUCUGGAGCUCUGUCAGAGUGACAAUCGGGUUCAUGGUCACCUCCCUGACCAAGGCCCUUCUCCCCCGAUUGCUCAGUUUGGCCAGGCGGCCAGCUCUAGGAAGAGUCUUGGUGGUUCCAAACUUCUUCCAUUUAAGAAUGAUGGAGGCCACUGUGUUCUUGGGGACCUUCAAUGCUGCAUAAUUUUUAGGUACCCUUCCCCAGAUCUGUGCCUCGACACAAUCAUCUCUCGGAGCUCUACGGAUAAUUCCUUUGACCUCAUGGCUUGGUUUUUGCUCUGACAUGCACUGUCAACUGUGGGACCUUAUAUAGAUAGGUGUGUGCCUUUCCAAAUCAUGUCCAAUCAAUUGAAUUUACCACAGGUGGACUCCAUUCAAGUUGUAGAAAAAUCUCAAAGAUGAUCAAUGGAAACAGGAUGCACCUGAGCUCAAUUUCGAGUCUCAUAGCAAAUGGUAUGAAUACUUAUGUAAAUAAGGCAUUUCAGUUAUAUAUUUUAAUAUACAUGUACAAACAUUUCUAAAAACCUGUUUUCACUUUGUCAUUAUGGGGUAUUGUGUGUAGAUUGAUGAGGGGAAAAAUGUAUUUAAUCCAUUUUAGAAUAAGGCUGUAAUGUAACAAAAUCUGGAAAAAGUAAAUGGGUCUGAAUACUUUCCGAAUGUACUGUAUACAUAAAUCAUCAGAUGCAUUUUUAGGCUUUUUGGAAAAUAACAUAUACUUAGUUUUACCUGCAUUAAGUUCCAAUUUCAGUUCAACAAAAGCUUUCUGCAAAGCAAAAAGGGCAGUUCUGAAAGCCUUUUCAACAGAAGGGGCAACAGAAUACACAACAGUAUCAUCCACAUACAAGUGGAGGUUACAAUUUCUUACAGGCAAACCAAUAUUGUUUAUAUAGAUAGUAAAAAGUACAGGGGCCAGAAUCGACCCUUGUGGGACAUGUUUAGUAAUAUCAAGGAAACCUGACUUAACACCAUCAGACGAAACAUAUUGUGUCCUGUCUGUCAGGUAGUUUUCAAACCAAUUGCAGGCUGCCUGACCUAGGCCAAUUUCAAACAGUCUACUAAUUAAUAAUGGCUGGUCAACAGCAUCGAAAGUCUUUGACAGGUCUAUGAAAAGGGCAGCACAAUGCUUGGCCCAGGACUGAUUUCUGAUCAUAAUGAGAUCUGAAAGUUCUAUAGAGAACCAAGGAUUUGUUCUAUUUUUGACUCUAAGGCGUUUGAAGGAGUCGUGCUUAUCUGCCUUUGACUCUAAGGCGUUUGAAGGAGUCGUGCUUAUCUGCCAGAGAUUUAAAUAGAUGAGAAAAAUUAUAAAGCCAAUUCAGGGUCAGGCAUGAAGUUGAUAGAGGAAAGCGCUGAGUAAUGCAUGUCAUGAAGAAACCCUUGGGGAGAUAAAAAAAAUGUAUCUUCAUAAUUAAAUGAGGAUCAGUGUUUUUCUGUUGGGUAUCUCUAAUACAUGCAAUAUGACAGUGAUCGCAGAGAUUUGCGGGGGCAAUUUGUCAGAAUUUGGUCAAUCAGCAAGGAUUUUGGAUUGUUGUUUUUUACAUUAAUCUGUGUGGGUUUUGAAAUCAGUUGAGUCAGGUUAAAGUCAAGACAAAUAUUCUUAAAAUCAUCUGCGGCCGGGGUAAACCAAUCUAGAUUAAAAUCCCCUAAAACGACUAAUUUGGAUGACAGAAAAGGACUUAAAUACUCAGAAAUCGUACCAACGGCAUCCACUUAUGGCCACAUCUAUACACAACAUUUCAAAUUUCUUAGGAACAGUAAUAUUUAGAGAACAUGAUGUGGUGAAUGUUGAUUUUACAUAAAUAGCCACUCCUCACCCUUUUUUUGCGAUUUGUCACACCUGAAGAUAUUGUAAUCACAAAUGUCAAUGUCCUUAUUCGAGACCAAAUCUUUCAGCCAAGUCUCUGUAAGAACCAGAAUUUCAGGGCUCGUGUCCUGCACCCAGAUAUCAAGAAGGUCCAUUUUUUUACUUUGAAGUGCAACAGUCCAAGCCCCUUAUGUGAUUUGGAAACUGAGGGGAUAUCCAUUUUUAUGGAAUUAACAUUUGAACUAAUAGCACUUGUUGAGCUUAUGCUAGCCACAGUGGGCAUCCCAUUUGAGCUAACAGUAACAGAGCUAACAAAAUGGGAUUCAACUUUAUGGGUACAAGAUUAUGACUGACAACACCUCUUUGAAUAUGAACAUCUGUAAAAGUACGACGAUAACGCUGUGUUAUAAUGGUAGACAACACUGAUUUCUCCUGCUGUGGCAGAGACAGGGCGAUAUACUCCUGAGGGCUUGUCACGGAGUACACUCUCACACCAAUCUGGCCCUCAUACCAUCAAGGCCAUCUAAUCAUCUCCAGCUUCUAAUUGGCUCAUUCAUUCCUCCUCCUCUCCCCUGUAACUAUUCCCCAGGUCGUUGCUGUAAAUGAGAAUGUGUUCUCAGUCAACUUAUCUGGUCAAAUAAGGGUAAACAAUAAAUAAACAUUUGCAGAAAAUGUGCUUCAAGAUGUCCAUCAUUGUUCCUGUAUCCAAGAAAGCGAAGGUAGCUGAACUAAAUGACUAUCGCCCCGUAGCACUCAACUCUGUCAUCGUGAAGUGCUUUGAGAGGCUAGUUAAGGAUCAUAUCACCUCCACCUUACCUGACACCCGCUACAAUUUGCAUUCAGCUCCAAAAGAUCCACGGAUCAUGCAAUCGCCAUUGCACUGCACACUGCCCUAUCCCAUCUGGAUACGAGGAAUACCUACGUCAGAAUGCUGUUUAUCGACUACAGCUCAGCGUUCAACACCAUAGUACCCUCCAAGCUCAUCACUAAGUUCAGGGCCCUGGGUCUGAACCCAGCCCUGUGCAACUGGGUCCUGGACUUCCUGACGGGCCGCCCCCAGGUGGUGAAGGUAGGCAACAACACCUCCAUUACGUUGAUCCUCAACACAGGGGCCCCACAAGGGUGCGUGCUCAGCCCCCUCCUGUACUCCCUGUUCACCCAUGACUGCGUGGCCAAGCACGCCUCCAACUCAAUCAUCAAGUUUGCAGACGACACAACAGUAGUAGGCCUGAUUACCAACAAUGAUGUGACAGCCUACAGGGAGGAGGAGAGGGCCCUGGCGGAGUGGUGCCAGGAAAAUAACCUCUCCCUCAAUGUCAACAAAACAAAGGGGCUGAUCGUGGACUUCAGGAGACAGCAGAGAGAGCACUUCCUCAUCCACAUUGAUGGGGCCGCAGUGGAGAGGGUGAAAACAGCCCUAAUUGAGAUAUUGUGGCAGGACUUGAAACGAGCAGUUCAUGCUUGAAAACCCACAAAUGUCGCUGAGUUAAAGCAGUUCUGCAUGGAAGAGUGGGACAAAAUUCCUCCACAGCGACGUGAGAGACUGACAAACAACUACAGGAAGCGUUUGGUUGGAGUCAUUGCAGCUAAAGGUGGCACAACCAGUUAUUGAGGAUAAGGGGGCGAUUACUUUUUCACACAGGGGCAUUGGGUGUUGCAUAACUUUGUGUUUAUGAAAUAAAUGAAAUAAGUAUGUCAUUGUUGUGUUAUUUGUUCACUCAGGUUCCCUUUAUCUAAUAUUAGGUUUAGGUUGAAGAUCUGCUAACAUUCAGUAUGAAAAAUAUGCAAAAGUAGAGAAAAUUAUAAAGGGGGAAACCCUUUUUCACAGCACUGUACAUGUACAUUUAUAUUCUGGACUCUGACAUUGUUCGUUCUGAUAUUUCUUAAUUUAUUUAUUUUUCUUCUUGGGGAUUUGUGUGUAUUGUUUUGUAUUGUUAGUUAUUACUGAACUGUUGGAGCUAGAAACAAGCAUUUCGCUGCACCUGCGAUAACAUCUGCAAAAUAUGUGUAGGUAACGCGACCAAUAACAUUUUAUUUUGAUUUGAGUACGUGACUCAUUUAUGCUCGAAGAGAGCUUCUGUGCUCGCCGGUAGUUGGGAUGUAUUCCAUCCUCACAGAAACAAUCCCUUCGCUUCCAGAACCGGUCAAAAUUGUCAAUAAACGCCUUUACUCUGACAGGGGCAUGUAUUCCGUUACAGCUCUGUGGACUCUGAGUAGGUGCUGUGAUGUGUGUCGAUGUGUCUUUCAGACAGACAGAUAAGAUUAAAUAGGUUUAUGAUUUACAUUUACAUUUUAGUCAUUUAGCAGACGCUCUUAUCCAGAGCGACUUACAGUUAGUGAGUGCUGUUUGCCUUGUUCGUUAACCUAACCGAGCGAACAAAUGACUAAAUAGUUUACCACAUUCAGUUGUGUUCUGUAAAAGGUCAAAGGUUGUCCAGGUGUGGGGAGUGUUCUAGCUGUCCAAGUGUCAGUUCAUAUUGAGCUCACACACCUCCACUGAUUACUGUGACAUACCAACUGCACUCCGAGCACUCCAGGGAGGGAACAGAGAGUUUGUUUGUAAAACCUUGAGAUAUGUUGAGACUAGAUUACAGUGGUACUUUCUGUACCGUGAAGUAACGUGCUACCCAGUCAGGUGGGCCUGCGGUUGAACCUUCUAACCUCUGACCUCUGACCUCUGUGUGUGUCAGGCUGCUGCAGAGCUAUAUCAAGGCCAAUGUAAAGGAGGGACAGGGAGGGCCGGAUAACACCUGGGAACAAGGUAAACACACACACACACACACACACAAUUAGUGACAUUAUUAAUGAAUCAACAUCUUCCUAUUUCCUGCUGGUCAGAGGUGUUCUUCCUGUUCAGUCUCCAUGACUACGACCGCAGCGGUCACAUGGACGGCCUGGAGAUGAUGAAGCUGCUCUCUGAAUACAACUCCCACAAUACACCUGGAGAACAGUCAGCUGAGUCGGUGAGGUGUGUGUGUGUGUGUGUGUGUGUGUGUAAAACAUCUGUAUAUAUCUUCAGUGUUAUAGCUAGGUCAUAUACUAUACUGACUGAUAUUGUAACUCUGUCCUGAUCACAGAGUCAGUUGAUGACCAGCUAGCUAGCGUGACAUAGUAUCAGAGGGGUUGUGUAUUAGGAUACACAUACAUCAUGUGGCCUGUACUGUUGUCUAAAUAUAAAGAUAGGGUUACUGUAGGACCUACUGUAGCUCAGUGUAACUGAAUAUGACUGUUGCAGUUAGUAAAUCUGCACCCUAGGCCAACGCUUGCUGGUGUGUGUGUGUACAUGUCAGUUAGUAAAUCUGCACCCUAGACCAAUGCUUGUUGGUGUGUGUGUGUGUGUGUGUGUGUGUGCGUGUGUGUGUGUGUGUGUGUGUGUGCGUGUGUGUGUGUGUGCGUGUGUGUGUGUGUGUGUGUGUAUCCAGGUGGUGGCCAUGGUAGAUGUUCUCCUGCAGACUCAGGAUCUAAACCAGGAUGGUCUAAUAGCUCCCUCUGAGCUUCUCUCUCCUCCCAAACUACAACAGCCAGACUCUAACUCCCAGGGUGCACCUGAACAGGAAGGGGGUGUAGAGGUCAAAGAGGGAGUCAAUGUUGAGGAACCAAAACAAGAAGAGGCAGAGCAGAAAUAG